Messenger RNA from Rhincodon typus (whale shark), 907 nucleotides. RefSeq names its product phosphatidylinositol 3-kinase regulatory subunit gamma-like. The transcript has 6 exons. Gene Ontology annotation, cellular component: phosphatidylinositol 3-kinase complex. Gene Ontology annotation, biological process: insulin receptor signaling pathway; phosphatidylinositol phosphate biosynthetic process. Bases 89 to 892 code for a protein of 267 amino acids. The record is from RefSeq and is a predicted model, not a curated record. Lineage: Eukaryota; Metazoa; Chordata; Chondrichthyes; Orectolobiformes; Rhincodontidae. Gene Ontology annotation, molecular function: 1-phosphatidylinositol-3-kinase regulator activity.
UAGGUUUUAAAAUGAAUUCCAAGACACCAUUGUAAAAAGACUGCAUUUCUUCUUAUGAUUGACCCUGGACAGCAAUGUUUGAAUCUUAAUGUACAAGACAGUUUGGAAUAUGGAAGAACUAGAAUUAGAUUAUCGUAGAACAGAAAUUCACUGUGCCACAGAUUUGAUGUUUUACAUAGAGAUGGAUCCACCAGCUUUACCUCCAAAGCCACCAAAGCCCACACCUGUAACUAAUAACGGGAUAAACAGUAAUAUGUCUCUGCAGGAUGCUGAAUGGUACUGGGGAGACAUUUCAAGAGAGGAGGUCAAUGAAAAACUGCGAGACACUGCUGAUGGUACCUUUUUAGUCCGUGAUGCUUCUACCAAAAUGCAUGGUGACUAUACUCUUACCCUAAGGAAAGGAGGCAAUAAUAAAUUAAUCAAAAUUUUUCAUCGAGAUGGCAAAUAUGGCUUUUCUGACCCAUUGACAUUCAAUUCAGUGGUGGAGCUUAUAAAUCAUUAUCGUCAUGAAUCUUUGGCACAGUACAAUCCUAAACUAGAUGUUAAAUUAUUGUACCCAGUCUCUAAGUUCCAACAGGAUCAAGUAGUGAAAGAGGACAACAUUGAUGCAGUAGGCAAAAAAUUACAUGAGUAUCACACACAGUACCAGGAAAAGAGUAGAGAGUACGACAGACUUUAUGAAGAAUGUACAAGAACAUCUCAAGAAAUUCAAAUGAAAAGGACAGCUAUUGAAGCAUUUAAUGAGACAAUCAAAAUAUUUGAAGAACAGUGUCAAACACAGGAAAGGUACAGCAAGGAGUAUAUUGAAAAAUUCAGACGAGAAGGAAAUGAAAAGGAGAUUCAGAGGUUUGUAUUUUGUCUUGAUUUAAUCUCUUCAGUUUCGAUAUUUUAGAAGUUCAUAAAGGUC